Messenger RNA from Chenopodium quinoa (quinoa), 2158 nucleotides. RefSeq names its product transcription factor bHLH101-like. The transcript is spliced from 3 exons. The coding region runs from base 1054 to 1878 and encodes 274 amino acids. Gene Ontology annotation, biological process: regulation of transcription by RNA polymerase II. Gene Ontology annotation, molecular function: protein dimerization activity; RNA polymerase II transcription regulatory region sequence-specific DNA binding; DNA-binding transcription factor activity, RNA polymerase II-specific. Lineage: Eukaryota; Viridiplantae; Streptophyta; Magnoliopsida; Caryophyllales; Amaranthaceae. The record is from RefSeq and is a predicted model, not a curated record. Gene Ontology annotation, cellular component: RNA polymerase II transcription regulator complex.
AUUAACAAUAUUUUGUACGGACUAGUUUUUUUUUUAGCUACAUCUAAGUAAUCACUACAGUAAUAAGUAUAUUACCACCGUAUGAAUUUUAACUAAUUCGCAACAAGAAGAUGAGACAAUUUACAAGCUACUUGAGCUCAUCAGAUGUCAAAACUAUCUCAAAUAGGCUUGACUGGAGAUGUUAGCGAGUUGAGUUGAGAUACUCAAAACUUGACUUGAAAACCAAUAAGAAAUUAAACGUGAAAAAAAAAAAAAAAUCUCAUAUCAAUUAUGGUCAACAAAAUUACAGGAAAAUUAUGCAAUUAAUACUCAAAAUAUUCGUUUACAUAUACCAUUAAUGUUACAGAGUCUGACAAUUAAUUAGUGAGCUACUCAAAUUAAAAUCAAAUUAGUCAAAAUUCGGUUAAAGCUCGCUUGGUCAAAACUCAACUCGAAAUGUUAGCGAGCAAAUUCAAUUCAAGUUGAUCUAUCCCAAAGCUGCACUCAACUUAAAGCCGAACUCAACUUGCUUCAUAAGCACGUACCCCUAGGGCCCUAGUUGUAAUUUUAAAUAAAUCAGAUUAUAAUUGUUUAAAUUCCAUGUCACUUAUGGACUCUUUGGGGUAGUGAUUCCCUUAUGCCCCCCCCAAUAAAAUAUGCCCUACAAACUAAUAUAGACUAGAUUAACUUAGCAUGUAAGAGAUAUCAUUUUAAUAAAAUUGAUUAUUAUAUCCUCCUUAUUACCUUAACCAAAAAAAAAAAUAACUUAAAUAAAAAUAAAAAUAAAUAAAUAAGAGGUAACAAAUAGGUUUACUACUCAAUAUGCAUUUGUAUGAAGAGAGUUUAAGAAUAAUUAUAAUAAUUACUAUGGAUAUACAUGUUUUAUUAUCUAAUCCUAAAGCUUUAUAUUUUAUAUAUAAAAGUCCAAUAGUAUAUAUGUAAGUGUAGUUAUAUAAAGAGCUUCAUUCUCUAAAACACAUUUGCCUCUUACAAGGAAUUGAUCCCAAGAAAAUAACUUAGCCUCCAAAACAACCAAACCUCCCAUCUCCUUAUUAAGACCAAAAUAUAGUAGCGAUGUGUCCUUUUGUACCCACUUUAGGAUUGGAGUAUGCUAUAGAAUUAGAAUUAGAAACAUAUGAUCAAGUUUUACUAGAUAAUAAUUAUCUAAACUUGGACGCCAUAUUUCUUCCUAAUAUUUUGCUGUCUCAAGCUCAAGAUGAUAGUAAUGAUCAUGUUAAGCUUAAGCAAAGAAAAUCGUCGCUAAGUACAAGCUCAGCAGAUCAUCAGUUUGGUGCAGCCAUGACUACGACGACCACAACAAUGAAGAGAAAAAUUAAUCAUAACGCUAGUGAGAGGGAUCGGAGGAAGAAGAUCAAUGUCUUGUAUUCUUCUCUACGUGACUUGCUUCCUGCUAAUGAUCAAAUUAGAAGAUUAAGCAUUCCUGCGACUGUCGCACGGGUGCUGAAGUAUAUACCAGAACUACAAGAAGAAGUGAAAGAUCUAACACAUAGAAAAGAAGAACUCUUAUCAGAAAUUUCAGUGUUACAAGGAAAUAAUACAAGGGAAAAUAUUCACGAGGAAAAGCCGAAAAUGGACAAAAUCAAGGAGAAAUCAACAUCUUUUUCAGUUUCUAUGAAUAAUCUGAGUGAUAAAGAAAUGGUAAUUCAAAUAUCAACAUUAUUUGAAAGGGUAUCAUUGAGUGAAGUGCUUAUAUUGCUUGAGAAGAAUGGUAAUGUUAUUAUUGAUGUUUCUUCUUUUCAAUCCUUUGGAGGAAGGUUUUUCUACAAUAUACAUUUAUGGUUGGAAGAAAAUUAUGUUGUCAACUACGACAAGUUGAAUGAAGAGCUAUUAUCCUUGUUUCAAAAGCAGAAGCAGAAGUUGUCUACUCCUUGUCGUUGAAGUGCGCAUGCCCAUAUCAUGUAACAUUUUGCUUUUUGUUAACCUCGGAAAAACUUAUGCAUAUAAUUAGUAUGUACUAGUAUAUAUCUAUAUAGGACUAAGUUAUCCUAUUAAUGCGACGAUAUAGUUAGAGGUAGAGAGAGUACUCGACUAAUUGCCAUAAAUCAUAACUCUUAAGUCCCGAAUCAAAUUGUUGUACGAGGAAAUGUGUGAAUGUCGUAAAAAAUUAUGUGAUAGAAUGAUAAGCUUAUUGAGAUGAAUAAACUUUUCAAUAAGCUUA